CGGAGGCGUCAUCAUCACACGCACGAGCGCUGUCCGUUUGAAUCACGGGCUGUACAGUCGAGUAUCGCUUCACACAGCUACAAUAAAAGUCGGAUGAUUUGCAUUUUAAAACCUAUUUAACCACAUGCUUAUCUGAGUUUGGAUUUAACGCACUAAACCUUUACAUGGACUGAGCGCUUUAGGGAAUUCUGCGUGUUUCCCUGGUGCAUUAACCAGUAGUUAGAUUGCGGAUUAAUACGAAAUGGCAACGGACGAGCUGUCAUCGAAGCUGAACCGUCGGCUGAAGAUCGAGGAUGGCUCGCACGAGCCGGCGGCGGCCCUGGAUGAGGCUCACGAGAACGGAGCGCACGAUAAACCGACCACGAGCAGCGCGGACUCCGAGCUCGGAGCCAAACUGCAGCGGCGCGGGGAGCUGAACGAGGGCGUCGGUGAACACCAGCAGCCCAGCAUGAAGGUGUUCAACCCCUACACCGAGUUCAAGGAGUUCUCGAGGAAGCAGAUCAAAGACAUGGAGAAGAUGUUCAAACAGUAUGAUUCAGAGAAGGAUAACUACAUCGACUUGAUGGAGCUGAAGCUGAUGAUGGAGAAACUGGGAGCUCCUCAGACUCACCUGGGCCUGAAGAACAUGAUCAAAGAGGUGGAUGAAGACCUGGACGGCAAACUCAGUUUCAGAGAAUUUCUCCUUAUCUUCAGAAAGGCAGCAGCAGGAGAGCUGGCAGAGGACAGCGGCCUUCAUGUCCUGGCACGUUUGUCAGAGAUAGACGUGUCGACUGAGGGAGUGAAAGGAGCCAAAUCAUUCUUUGAGGCUAAGGUACAGGCUAUUAACGAAUCCAACCGGUUUGAGGCCGAAAUCCGUCUGGAGCAGGAGGAGAAGAAGAAGCAGGCAGAGGAGAAGAAACAAAGACAAGCCGCAUUCAAAGAGCUGAAGUCAGCCUUCAAAUAACCGCAUCCACCUCCUCCUUUUACUCAUCUACGUCUGUCUGUCAUCAGAGUCCCCGCAAUCAGAGAUACUAUGCAAGGCUCAAAAAUCCAUGCAGAUUCAUCUUCCUGAGAGAUCUGUUUUAUCCUUGCCUCUUUCUCUCGCUCGCUCAGGCUGAUUUCGAAUGUGAAGCCAGACACUGAUCUCAGUACACUGGAUUGGAUUAGUUUUCUUUCAUUUGCAUGUGUAUGUAUGUCUGUUUUCACCAUCAGUAUCGUCAUUUUGCAUCUUGUUCUCGUUAAAGUGACCAAAUUUCAUUAAAUCUAAUGCUUAAGUAGUUUUAAAAUAGUUUUUCUUUUAAAUCUUUUAUUGUUCUCAGUAUGCCGUUUCCAAUCCCCUGUAUUCAUAUCAGUGGUAAUUGCACUAGCGCAAAACACAAGCAGGAAAUACUUUCCGCUGUACCAUGACUAAUGAAACUUUCAUUGCUGGCCAUUUUAACUCGAGAGGGCAAACAUCAGAUCUCUCAUUCACGGAUGAAUUAGGAGCGUUAAGUGGUCAGUAUUUUUUCUGAGUCGAUAGACGGAGAGCUGGUUUGGGGGUGUAUGUGCAUGUGUGGUGAUGGUUGUAAUGGUGUUUGUUUAAUUUGCAUGGUCACUGUGGUGUCGUUUUCGCUAUAGGGUACACUUUAGGUGUCCAGUGUUAAAUGUGGCACACGCUAACCUAAAACUGGUAUACAAAUCGCAACGAGACAUAGCUUUAAAUUUAAAAUAGCUUACAAAAUGUAAGAAAUUGCAACAUAAUAUUUUGAGUUUGCGUAAUUUUUGUUGAUGGAGGCGUUUCGUUAGGGCAAAGUCUAACCUGAAUCCCUGUACUUUGUGCUUCCAUGUGUGCUGAUCAAGUUACUGUGAUAUGAGGUUGAUCAGAUGCAUCAAGUGGAGUGAAAUCAGAUUUGAAGACCGUUUAUUCACCUUCAUGUCAUUCCAAGCCUAUCUGCCUUUUUUUUUUUUUUUUUUUUUUUGUGCAAACCACAUGGUUUUUUUUAUGUUGGCAAUCUAAAUGUUUUUUUUUUUGUUUUUUUUGUUCCAGACUUUUGUUUUUGUAUGUGUAUUAAAGUUAAUGGAGAAUAAUUUUUCCUUUUUUUUAAUAUAUAUAUAUAUAUAUAUAUUAAAAAUAUACAAUAUAUAUAUUGUAUCCCACAUAAGAAUUAUGCAGGUUUGAAUGACAUGAGGGUGAAUGUUUUUUGUUUUUAUAUUGUUUAUUUUUGAGGGGUGAACUAUAUCUUUAAAUAUUAAUAUCUUUAAAUAUUGUCUUCAACGCUUUAUGAAAAUCGCAUGACUGCCCAGCAAACAAUUUUAUGUUUUUAAAUGUCUAAUAGACAUCUAAACAAAGACAGCUUGGCUAAAACAAGGCAAAACUUGCGCUGUCAGCAAAAAUAUAAUAGAUAUCUAAGAAUAGCCCAAAACUAGACUAGUUGUCAAAUAGACCGAUUAGAUCAGGAGUGUCCAAACUCGGUCCUGGAUGGCCGGUGCAGAUCCUGCAGAUUUUAGCUCCAACUUGCCUCAACACACCUGCAUGAAUGUUUCUAGAAAGCCUAUUAAGAGCUCGAUUAGCUAGACUAGGUGUCUCUGAUGGGGUUGGACUUAAACUUUGCAGGACAUCGGGCCUCCAGGACUGAGUUUGGGCACCCCUGGAUUAGAUAGACUGUGUAAGUGUAAUCAUUCAUUUCUGUUUAUUUGAGGGCUAGUUUUGGCCUAUUCUUAGACAUCUAUUAAAGUUCAAGUUCACUGACAGACCAAAUUUAGCAUUGUUUUAGCCAACAUGGCCAUGUUUAGACAUCUAUUAGACAUCUUUUAAAAUAAAAAAAUGCUUGCUGGGUGUUUUGACAAGUCAAUGCAUGUUUUCCCAGACCAAAAUGACAAACAUAGUCAAUUUUUUCUCGACUAAAUAUUUAAUGUGACAAAUCAUCCUGUGACCGUUUACAGUGAAUCGUAAUAAAUUGAAAGUUUUAUGGUCAUGUGACAUGCAGUACACUGUGGCAAACGUAACUGAGAUCCUAUGUAUAAAGACAAAUCUAUAUAUUUUCAUGUGAUGAAAAUGAAAAAUAAUUUUAGUUUUGUAUGGAAAGGGUGUCUUGUGAAAAGAAACAUUCUUAUUUUCUCAAUAUAAAUUUCGCCGCCUACAGUUUUGUCUCCCUUCUGUUCUCCAUCAGCUAAAAUCUUGAAAAUAUAAUUCCUUUAAAUCGGAGACAAUAUUGUUGGCAUUUGCUAUGCUUAAUGUUGUUCCUUGUCUCUGUGUUCUGAGUCACUGGUAAAUGUUCUUGUUUGCUGACUUGUUCUGUGGAAAGUCAAACAAAAGGUGUAUAAAUAUUUCGAUCUUCCAGUCUUCACAGCCAUCCACGUUUUCUUUUACAGUUAUCUGCUGUUUAAACUCAAAGUAUUUUGAAUUUAAAGGGUAAAUAUAGUAGUGUGUUUGUUAAUAUUUGGUCAACCAAGAGUCGGAUUUCGACACCAAUCAAUUAUUGCAUUUCUUUAGAAGCCAUAAAUAGUUCUGUCAUUUCUUUUGAGAUAUCUUUUUUUAGCUGAUCUGUUCUUAUUGUGCCAAAUGAUUUCACACUUCUGUUCUGUGUCAGGCUUAUUUUAGUAGGACAUUCCACUGAUAUUAGUUGAGUUUAGACUAAACAUCAUUGAUCUAAAAUGUUUUGCAUUUGUUUUUGAAUGUAAAAUGUUUUUAAAAUGUAAUAAAAUUGUUGAAAUUUAAGUUGUUCAUUAAUUAAAACCCUUUUUGCAGUUUUGGUUUUAGAAUAUUAAUAUUUGCACAAAUGCAUAACUACAGCUGAGCUUUGGCAGUAUUGACUUUAAUGGAUUUCUGUGAAAAUCUGCACCUUGUAAAGCAGAUUACACAAACAGCACAAUGUUGUUUUUGGUAUUUGAUCAUUUUUCUGUGAAAUGUAAUGCUAGGAGGAUGAGGAAUGAGUGUUGUAGUCUUAACGAUUUCAUCUGAUGGCAUGUUUUUUUUAUCUUUUUGUUCGUCAUUCCAGCGACUUGACAAUGGUUGAGAAGGCAUUGAACCAUCCUGACCAUAUCUGUACCUUACUGUCAGCGUCUGUGUCAGUCGAAUCUGGUGGUUAUGGUAUCAUACUCUCGUAGGCUUAUACAUAUUGAUAUGUGGCUUCUAUAUGCACAUUUAUUUUUGAUUUUGUUACUAAAGUGUAUGAUUCUUGUGACAAUAAAACAAAAUGCUUUUAAUUUGGAAA
Danio rerio (zebrafish) is the source of this 4172-nucleotide messenger RNA. It is a transcript of the gene efhd2, whose product is annotated as EF-hand domain family, member D2. The record is from RefSeq and is marked validated. NCBI's taxonomy places the organism in Eukaryota, Metazoa, Chordata, Actinopteri, Cypriniformes, Danionidae. Gene Ontology annotation, molecular function: calcium ion binding.